AUGGAUGUCCAGGUUAAAGCUCAUCUUUUCAACAGAGCACAACCAAAGCGUGGCCCGAUAGCAAUGGCAAACAACAAAGCAACGAAGAACAGCAAGAAAGAGGAAGAGAAAUUGCCGAAAAAGUCGAUUGCAGACCUUCUCAAGCAGCUAGCUCUAGCAACAUCUGCAAGCAGCGAAGAUGACACAGAGGAGCAAAAACCAAAGCCAAUGAGCGAGUACAAGUUCUGGAAAACACAGCCGGUGACGAAAUUCAACGAGGCUGUGUCCGAGGAGGGCCCGAUCGACCGCCGAGAGGACGUUUCUAAGGUCCCCAAGGAGUCUUAUGCGAUUCUUGAUCUGUUCGAGUGGUCAGACCUGGAUAUAGAGGACGAUAGUGAGAUGAGCGAGCUGUACGAGCUCCUAUACGAGCACUAUGUGGAGGACCACGACUCGACGUUUCGGUUUGCAUAUGGGAAGGCGUUUUUCAACUGGGCGUUGAAGACUCCAGGCUGGAAAAAGCAGUGGCAUCUUGGAGUUCGUGUCAAGAAGACUAAAAAGCUCGUUGCCUUCAUCAGUGCGGUGCCAGCAACGCUCAGAGUGCGUGGCAACACGUUCAAGGCGGUGGAGAUCAACUUCCUCUGCGUGCACAAGCAGUUGCGGAACAAACGGCUCGCCCCGUUGCUGAUUAAAGAGAUUACACGAAGAGUGCACUUGGAAAACGUCUGGCAGGCACUUUACACGUCGGGAACACUGCUCCCAUCUCCGAUAUCGACGUGCCGGUACACCCAUCGGCCGCUCAACUGGGAGAAGUUGUGCGAUGUUGGGUUUUCUGCACUUCCCCUUGGCAAAACACGGGCCCAAAUGGUGGCAAAGUACGCACUUCCGUCGAUUACAAAGUGUACUGGCUUGAGAAGGAUGGAAGUCCGCGACGUGGAUGCUGUGCACAGUCUUUUCACUCAAUUCCAAAAGCGGUACCAGCUGACACAGCUAUUCACCAAGGAGGAGCUUACACAUCUUCUUUUGGGAGAUGACGAGGAGCAGAAGAAGCCGGAUGGUGAAAAAGUCAUCGUCACGUACGUUGUGGAGAACACAGAGAAGAAGAUCACCGACUUCUUUUCGUUCUAUGUUCUUCCGUUCACCGUUUUGAACAACAGUGUGUACAAGAGCUUGGGUGUGGCGUAUCUAUACUACUAUGCGACAGAAACAGGACUAGACAAGCCUAGAUAUGACGCUCAGGCAACGAACGAGUUGAAGAAGAGGCUUGAGAACCUUAUUUCGGAUGCUUUGGUGCUUGCCAAGGGAAUUGGAAUGGAUGUUUUCAAUGCCAUGACAUCUCAGGACAAUGUUCUUUUCCUUGAAGACUUGAAGUUUGGUCCUGGAGACGGAUUCUUGAACUACUAUCUAUUCAACUACAAGGCAUUUCCUGUGGGUGGUGGUUUUGAUUCCCAGACUAGGGAGUACGAACUGGAGAAGAGGAGUGAUGUUGGGGUUGUUAUGUUGUAG
Messenger RNA from Brettanomyces bruxellensis, 1482 nucleotides. RefSeq lists its product as uncharacterized. The record is from RefSeq and is a predicted model, not a curated record. The coding region runs from base 1 to 1482 and encodes 493 amino acids. The transcript has a single exon. Gene Ontology annotation, biological process: N-terminal peptidyl-glycine N-myristoylation. NCBI's taxonomy places the organism in Eukaryota, Fungi, Ascomycota, Pichiomycetes, Pichiales, Pichiaceae. Gene Ontology annotation, cellular component: cytoplasm. Gene Ontology annotation, molecular function: glycylpeptide N-tetradecanoyltransferase activity.